GCGCUACCUCCGGCAUUUUCACAAAACAUGGGUCAAGGCGGACGAGGAGGUAAAACCAAACCUAAGCGAGGCGGCGGUAAACGCUUCACGCCUGCUCGUGUCUUGAGAGAUGAAGGGGAUGUCUGGAACCAAAACCCCGAAAACGAGGGUUCUGAAGCGUCGUCCCAAGAAGAAUCGUCCAGCGAGGAUGAAAUCCAACAGCAACCAAAGCAGCAGCAGAAACCCAUCCCCGCUGUACCUGCUAAUUCUAAACUUGGUAAUACCGAUGCACCACAUGGUGAAGGAGACUCUGACGAUCAGGAUGAUAUAACCAACCCCAACCGUAACGUCAAAAGUCAUUUGAAAGCAAGCGAUCUUGGCGGAGAGAGAGAGUUGAGCAGAAGGGAACGGGAGGCCAUUGCAAAGGAGCGUGCCAAGGCUGCAUUCUGGAAGGCUCAGAUGGAAGGAAAGACAGAGCAAGCCCGAGCGGAUUUGGCCAGACUUGCUAUCAUCAAGAAGCAGAGAGAGGAAGCUGCAAAGAAGAGGGCCGAGGAGCUAGCUGCAAAAGGCAAAGGCUCCAGCUCAAAAGUCGAAUCUCUGAAUGCUGGAAAGGGCAUCAUUUCAAAGUCACUUGGCAAGAAGAAUUAAUGAUCCUCUCUCUGUGCGGCGAUGCCACCUUGCACUGUUGAAAUUUGUUCGGCUGUGCGAAUGUAUAUACAUUCUUUGGACUAUCUUCGUUGUUGAGAGUUAGUUCGGGUUGACUGUGUUGAUUAAAUGACGGAAGAACCCUUGGAUGACGUUGUGUAUUAGCUACUGAGAAUAGACGUUAGGCCCGUAUGCCAUUUUUGCUUCGCGGCAGAUUGUUAGAGGGCAUGCUAAGAGUGCGUGAACAGUCUGUAUUAUGCACGUCAUACACUCAUUCUCUGCUGUCUAAAA
Molecule: messenger RNA, 915 nt
Organism: Spizellomyces punctatus DAOM BR117
Lineage: Eukaryota; Fungi; Chytridiomycota; Chytridiomycetes; Spizellomycetales; Spizellomycetaceae
Exons: 2
Coding region: 28-627 (199 amino acids)
Cellular component (GO): cytosol
Molecular function (GO): RNA binding
Source: RefSeq, a predicted model, not a curated record